Molecule: messenger RNA, 1638 nt
Organism: Phytophthora nicotianae INRA-310
Lineage: Eukaryota; Oomycota; Peronosporomycetes; Peronosporales; Peronosporaceae
Exons: 3
Coding region: 73-1638 (521 amino acids)
Biological process (GO): RNA methylation
Molecular function (GO): methyltransferase activity
Source: RefSeq, a predicted model, not a curated record
CAUGCCGGUAAAUGUUCUUGCUACUUUCGAGUAUACAUUGUCGACCGUUAGUGCUCGGGUUGCGGCUUCGCCAUGGGAUGGGGAGGGCAGAACCGGGAAGACGCCCCCACGCGCUCCAUUCCUGGGGAUCCAUUGCUCACUUCUUCACUUGUCUUCGCCCCAAGUCCUGUUCCUCUUGUUGGCGGGCCUCCACCGGCCAUGAACGCAGCGCAUUACCUGCUGGACCGCAUGCGAACGUGCAAAGCGUUGCAAGAGAUUGGUGACAAGAAAGCGCGCGGCUGCUUCUCGUCCGUGGGUAGCGCUACGCAUUCGUUCCACGGCGACGAUGCUGUGGGCUUUGGACCAGGCUACAUGGUGGUGGCGGACGGAGUGUCGGGAACCAUGAAGGCGUCAGGUGUUCUUGCACGCAUGCUGGUGGCCGAAACGCUGUCGGCACUGGCCAAGCUGCGCAAGCGCUCGCGGGAGGAACCCCCGUGCGCCGAAGACUUUAACGAAAGCAUACAGGCGGCCAUCAAAAGCGCACGCAAAAUGGCCAAGCGCAAAGGACGACUCGACUCGACCAUCUCAGCGGUCUACUUCGAUGAGACCACUCGCCAGAUGUUCGUAUACACGAUCGGCGACUGCAAGUGCGUAGUGUUCCGCGGCGCUCAGCUCGUGUUCGAGAGUGACUCCAUCAUCUACGACUUUAAUGACGAGAACACUGGUGGUUUUUUCAUCUGUCUAUUGAAGAAGGUGGCGCCUACACCGGAUGACAAGGAGGAAACUAUUUCAGACAAGGCUGAAGGUGAAGAGACUGUGGUUAAGAAGGAAGAAACGGGUGUGAAGGAAGAAGCAGCUACGGCUACCAACGCUACGGAGGCACAAAAGCCUGAUGAGGCCAGCACGAACGAAACGAAGCCUCGUAGAAGUCGCCGCAACGAAAAGAAGGGCGAAGUGUAUGUGCCAUUUGGUGCUGACAACUGGGCUACUGUGCGCGAGUAUUACGAUAUUUCUCCUGCUUUUUCGGCAAAGCAGUUGAUCACUCGCUCGGAGGACGCAAAGUCUGUCACUUUUGUAACUGAGAGCAUCACGAUGGCUCUGUUGGAGGAGAUGAAGCGCAAGAAGCUCAAGGUUGUAUACGCUGGGCUCAAGAUGUUCGAGCGUAAUGAAACCGCGGAGGGUGGCAAAGUCUACCGCGUGUGCCAAGCUGGCCUGCCGCACAUUCUUCCGUUCAUGAACAAACGAAAGGCGAAGGUGUCAACCAAGGACUUCCAGAUGAUGCUGGAAAGACUUGGUGACUUGCUGGACUUUGACGAAUUUGAGCCUGCUACGCGACAAUAUUUCGAGAACGCUCCGAUCGGUAGCGUUGUGUGUAUGCUCGAUCGCCCUGGCCAGUCCAACGUUGAGUCGAAGGUGAUGAACCUGGUUGUGUGGCGUGGUCGGAACUCCGUGAAUGUGAUGGCUGCCAAGGCGGAUGUGGCUGUGCUGCUGGGAACGAUGAAGGAGCUUAAGAUCUACAACUCUGCCGUGCAGGAGGCUGUAAUGGAAGCCAAGAAGGUUAAGGACGAAGAGCGUGCUGCUCGUGACGAAAAGAAAGAGGUGGAGAUAGAAGAGGUGAAGGACGAAGGCAAGAAGACAAACGCUACGCCCGCCAACUAA